CGUCUCUCUUUCUCAGAGUUUUCUUAUUAUUCUUCCAAGUCUCUAAACAUCCGUCAAAAUAAUCCUUCUCUGUUUUCUAUUUGCAAUUCUCGGAACAUGACUUUGAUCUCUAUAUUCUCUAAUCCGAGUAAGUAUUCUUCAUGGUUAGGAAUAUAUAUAUCCUUCUAAAGUGAGAGAGAGUUCUUGAAACAAAGUUUUUAUUUGGUAAACAAAGUUUGUUUCAAUGGGGAGUAUUCUAUGGUGGUUACUCGGGGUGGGGAUCGUUCUGUUCUUGGUGAGGAUUGUGUUAUUCAAAACCGGUUUGAUUCACAUGGUUAAGAAAUGGAGGAGGACGAUCAUCGAUCUCUUCCACGUUUACCAGCACUACAAGGUUCCGCAAUUCAACGGCAACGUUCAAGAGAAUCAUCUCUACCGAAAAGUGUACACGUAUCUGAACUCGUUGAGCUCCAUCGAGGACUCCGAUUUCACGAACCUCUUCACCGGGAAAAAGUCAAACGAGAUUGUCCUCCGCUUGGAUCGAAACCAGGUCGUUGGAGACGAGUUCCUCGGCGCUAGAGUCUGUUGGAUCAACGGAGAAGACGAAGACGGAGGCAAGAGUUUCGUUUUGAAGAUACGUAAAGCCGAUAAACGGAGGAUCCUCGCUCCCUAUCUCCAGCAUAUACACACGGUCUCUGAUGAGCUCGAACAGAGAAACACAGAGCUGAAGCUCUUCAUCAACGUCGUCGUCGACGGGAAGAAGAAUAACGGACGGUGGAGAUCGACUCCGUUUAAUCAUCCUUGUACUUUCGAUAACGUCGCCAUGGAGACGGAUCUGAAGAACAAGGUCAAAUCCGAUCUCGAAUCGUUCCUCAAGGGGAAACAGUACUACAACCGUCUCGGCCGCGUUUGGAAACGGAGUUACCUCCUGUACGGACCUUCCGGCACCGGAAAAUCGAGCUUCGUGGCGGCGAUGGCGAAUUUUCUCGACUACGAUGUGUACGAUAUAGAUCUCUCCAAGGUAGCGGAUGAUUCGGAUCUCAAGAUGCUUCUGUUACAGACGCGUGCCAAGUCAGUGAUCGUCAUCGAGGAUCUCGAUCGAUUCGUCUCCGCGAAAUCGACGGCUGUGAGCGUUUCGGGGAUUUUAAAUUUCGCUGAUAGUAUACUCACCUCUUGCGCAGCGGACGAAAGGAUCAUGGUGUUCACUAUGACGGGGAAAGAGCAUAUCGACCCGGCUAUGAUCCGACCGGGUCGGGUCGACGUUCACAUCCACUUUCCGUUAUGCGAUUUCACGGCGUUUAAAACGUUGGCUAACAACUACUUAGGCGUGAGAGAGCACAAGCUUUUCCCUCAGGUGGAAGGGAUUUUUCAAAACGGUGCGUCUCUGAGCCCCGCCGAGAUCGGAGAGCUGAUGAUCGCGAACCGCAGCUCGCCGACUCGUGCGCUCAAGCACGUCAUCAGCGCUCUGCAGACGGACGGAGAUCGGAGGGGAAACGCGCGGCGUUCGUUUCUCGAGAGCGGCUCGAGGAGAUCGACGUCGGAGAGCGAGAUGAGCGGUCCUCUUUGCGGCGGAGGAGGAGGAAGCUCGCCGGCGGUGAAGGAGUUCAGGAAGCUGUACGGGUUGUUGAGAAUCAAGAGUAGUAGAAAAUCUGAGUCGUACGAUGGGGCUCGAGAUGUCAGGGACGGCUAGUGAUUGAUUAAUCUUUUGAAAAUCAACAGCCACGUGGAUUAAUUGUAUUGGCUGCGAUAGAGAAUGUUCCUAUGUUUUUUUUCCCUCCUUUUUUCUAGUUAAUGUACAGAGAUUCGCAAGUUAAAAUUGAUUUGCUAUGAAUACAAGAAAGCCCAAGUUCAAGCAAUUUACUAUCUGAGAUUAUUGUGGCUGAA
This is a messenger RNA of Raphanus sativus (radish), 1860 nucleotides long. RefSeq names its product AAA-ATPase At2g46620. NCBI's taxonomy places the organism in Eukaryota, Viridiplantae, Streptophyta, Magnoliopsida, Brassicales, Brassicaceae. Gene Ontology annotation, molecular function: ATP binding; ATP hydrolysis activity. The transcript has a single exon. The record is from RefSeq and is a predicted model, not a curated record. The coding region runs from base 224 to 1666 and encodes 480 amino acids.